AGGGGAGGAACCACUGCCUGGAACUUUGAUUAGUGCUGGCACUGCUGGAUUCACGCUGACCACAGACCACAGCAGACACCCUUCUGCUCCCCAGGAAGAGCCGGGGCAGCCGGUCCCCACCCACUCAGCCCCCCACGGAGAUGCUGCCUGGAGCCUGGCUGUGCUGGGCCUGCCUCCUGCUGGUGGCCAGGCUCACCCAGCCCUGCCCUGUGGGGUGUGACUGCUUCGACCGGGAGGUGUUCUGCUCCGAUGAGGAGUUGGCCGCCAUCCCGCAGGACAUCCCGCCACAUGCCACAGACAUCGUCUUCGUGGAGACCUCGUUCACCACGGUGGGGGCCAGGGCCUUUGGCAGCAUCCCCAACCUGACCAAGGUGGUCUUCCUCAACACCAAGCUCCGUCACUUUGGGCCAGAUGCCUUCGGGGGGCUGCCCAGGCUCGAGGACCUGGAGAUCACGGGCAGCGGCUUUUCCAACCUCAGCACCGACAUCUUCUCCAACCUGACCUCACUGAGCAAGUUCACCCUCAACUUCAACACGCUGGAGGCUCUGCCCGAGAGCUUCUUCUGCCACAUGGAUGCCCUGGAGUCCCUCCAGCUGCAGGGCAACCGGCUCCAGACCCUGCCUGGGAGGCUCUUCCAGCCUCUGAAACAUCUGAAGACCCUCAACCUCGCUCAGAACCUCCUGGUCCAGCUGCCCGAGAAGCUGUUCAACCCCCUGAGCAGCCUGCAGACCCUGAGGCUGAGUGACAACGCGCUCUCCAGCCUGCCCCAGGGUGUGUUUGGCAAACUGGGCAGCCUACGGGAGCUCUUCCUGGAUGGCAACUCCAUCAAAGAGCUGCCCUCCGAAGUGUUCUCACAGCUCUUCCGCCUGGAGAAGCUGUGGCUGCAGCAGAAUACCAUCGGGCACCUGCCCCCCUCCAUCUUCUCCUCCCUGGGCAACCUGACCUUCCUAAACUUGCAGGGGAACGCGCUGCGGAUGCUGCCCGCCGGCCUCUUCGCCCAUACCCCAGGCCUGGUCGGCCUGUCCCUGUCCUACAACCAGCUGGAGACUGUCGCCGAGGGAGCCUUUGCCAACCUGUCCAGCCUCAGUUCCCUUACGCUCUCGCACAACGCCAUCACCCAUCUCCCGGCCGGCGUUUUCAGGGACCUGGGGGAGCUGAUCAAGCUCUACCUGGGCAGCAACAACCUGACGGCCUUGCACCCAGCCCUCUUCCAGAACCUGUCCAAGCUUGAGCUGCUCAGUCUCUCCAGGAACCUCCUGACCAUGCUCCCGGAGGGCAUCUUCGACACCAACUACAACCUGUUCAACGUUGCCCUGCACGGUAACCCCUGGCAGUGUGACUGCCACCUGGCCUACCUUUUCAGCUGGCUGCAGCAGUACAGCGACCGGCUCUUCAACAUCCAGACCUACUGUGCGGGCCCUGCCUACCUGAAGGGCCAGGUGGUGCCCGCCUUGAAGGAGGAGCUGCUGGUGUGCCCUGUCACCUGGGACCACUUGGGCUUCCAGGCCCCAAACCUGGAGGACAGGGAGCCAGGGGGCAGCUGGGACCUGGCUGUGGAGGAAAGGGCAGCCCGGAGCCGGUGUACCUACAGCAACCCCGAGGGUACUGUGGUGCUCACUUGUGACGAGGUCCAGUGUCGCUGGUUGAACAUCCAGCUGUCUCCUAGGCAGCGCUCGGGCUCCCCGGGACUGAUGUACAAUGCCAGUCAGGAGUGGGACUUGAAGUCGCGCUGCGGCUCUGUGAGGCUCACUGUGUCUAUCGAGGCUUGGGCAGGGGAGCCCUAGAUGCAGGCCAGACAGAGCCGUGAGCCAGGGCAGAUGGCCUCCGGGCCUGACCCGGAGGGAGGUGGGGUGGAGGGGAAGCUGAAGCUUUGGUGUUGUUUUAGAUGCUUGGGACCUAGUUCUGUCUUCAAGGUGGAGGAGGUGGAGGCGGCCACUCCACCACCAGAGUCCCCUCCUCCUCCCCUUCCUUCAUUACUCCGUCUCAAAGUCUGAGGCCUGACAAGGCCUUCCCUGAGCUUUGCAAAGCACCCGUUAAACUGGCUCAUGUUCUGGAGAAUAAAAUAACGUCUCUCCCCUGG
This is a messenger RNA of Equus quagga, 2080 nucleotides long. It is a transcript of the gene CPN2, whose product is annotated as carboxypeptidase N subunit 2. NCBI's taxonomy places the organism in Eukaryota, Metazoa, Chordata, Mammalia, Perissodactyla, Equidae. Gene Ontology annotation, molecular function: protein binding. The record is from RefSeq and is a predicted model, not a curated record. Bases 141 to 1784 code for a protein of 547 amino acids. The transcript has 2 exons.